UUGACGACUUAGUUUAUGAUUUUACUAUUCAAAAUACGGAUUCAUUUGUUGAACAAGAUUUUAAAAAAUUUUUGGAGAUUAAUAAUAGAUAUGUAUUUACGAAUGAGAAGCUUGAUGAUGAGCAAAUUGUGGAAAUUAUUUUGGAACAGAAUGAACAAGAACAAGGUGAUCCUGAUGAUACUGAUAAAGAGUCAGUACAAGUUUCAAUUUUAGAAGGAUUAAAUGGGUUAAAAACAUUUAUUGCAUUUUUUAAACAACAAAUGAAUGUUGCCGAUUUUUAUACUAAUGAUUUAAGAAUUUUCCGUAGAUAUUUACAUACAAUGGAGUUAAAAAAUAAUAAAUCAAAGAAACAGAAGUCGAUUAGAGACUUUUUUACAAGUGAAAAUUCUUACUAUAGCAUUAGCGAUUAUAGUGGUGAAUAA
Molecule: messenger RNA, 422 nt
Organism: Racocetra fulgida
Lineage: Eukaryota; Fungi; Glomeromycota; Glomeromycetes; Diversisporales; Gigasporaceae
Source: the annotation of a GenBank genome assembly